AUGAAGCGCUCACGAGAGGCCGAAGACGAGCCCGACUCGGAUUGCGCCGUAGUAGACGACCGGGACAGUCCAGAACCAGCUAACACAGACGAGCUUCCGGCUACCAAGAUCACCUACCUAGAUCCAUCAGACCACAGCAUCACCGGCGAAGACGUCAUCAUGAGGUGCCAUCUGCCGGGCCAUAAGGAUGGCAUGGCCUUCAGGUCAUAUGACGAGUAUCAGUCGCACUACCACAAAGCACACACCAACCGCUGCCUAGAAUGUCGCAAGAACUUUCCCUCGUCGCAUCUUCUGAGCGUGCACAUUGAAGAAUGCCACGAUUCUUUUGUCGCAGUGAAGCGAGAAAGGGGUGAGCACACUUUUUCCUGCUUUGUCGAAGGGUGUGAGAGGAAGUGCAUGACACACCAGAAGCGAAGGAUGCAUCUUAUCGACAAGCACAUGUAUCCCAAGAACUUCUUCUUUGCUGUCACGAAAGCAGGUAUCGACGGCCGCAGCUCUCUCCUAAUCGAGGAAGGCCAUCAUCGGAGGAGAUCGUCGGUGGGCAACCCCAACAACGCAAAAUCACUACGGCGAAGGUCAGGUCAGCAGGAGACAACUACGUCACCAGGUGAGGCUGGUCAGUCUACGGCGGCCGGCGCCAAAACAACACAAGCGAAGCCCCAACCGACAACAGGGCACUCUGAACGCCCCGACACUGACAUGGAGGAUCUGGCAGGGGCCAUGUCUUCGUUGCAGUUCAUUCCCAACGCUGUCCGGUUUGGGAGAGGGGGAGGCAAGGCAGGCUUCGCGAAGAAGUGA
Molecule: messenger RNA, 798 nt
Organism: Verticillium alfalfae VaMs.102
Lineage: Eukaryota; Fungi; Ascomycota; Sordariomycetes; Glomerellales; Plectosphaerellaceae
Product: zinc finger protein
Exons: 2
Coding region: 1-798 (265 amino acids)
Source: RefSeq, a predicted model, not a curated record